Myripristis murdjan (pinecone soldierfish) is the source of this 4645-nucleotide messenger RNA. It is a transcript of the gene cables2b, whose product is annotated as Cdk5 and Abl enzyme substrate 2b. The coding region runs from base 32 to 1636 and encodes 534 amino acids. NCBI's taxonomy places the organism in Eukaryota, Metazoa, Chordata, Actinopteri, Holocentriformes, Holocentridae. Gene Ontology annotation, biological process: regulation of cell cycle. The record is from RefSeq and is a predicted model, not a curated record. The transcript has 10 exons.
UCCAGUUGACUUCCUCAGUCGGACGGAGAGUAUGGCGGCUGCCGCCUGCGGUCCGCACGGCGCGCCGGUAACCGUCGCAGUCAACGGGAAGAAAGCGCACACUAACAGGGAACACGUCCGGAAAAACCGAGAAAAUUCCCGCCGGAGACAAGCGGCGCUCCUGUUCCUCAGUAACAUCUCCCUGGACGGGCGGCCCGUACACGGUAGUUCAGUCGAGAAUGGAGGAAGCCGCCACCACCGAGAGACCGACUUCGAGGGAACCGAGUUCCUGUCUCCCUCGGCGGCCGGGCUGUCCGCGGAGCCGCGGCACGGCACCUACGGGACUUUCUCCAGCUUGUCAUCGUCCGUGAGCUGCGGGAAUGUCAAUCCCGCCCCGGCACCGAGACUAGGAGUCCUAAACGUCCCGCCUAUCCUCGUCCUUCCGUCGGACACGGGGUUCAACGACGUGGAGAGCGCCGAGGUGCUGCUGGAGCGCCGGAGAGGCUCGGUCCCGGCGCCCGGGAAUCUGCUCUCCCCCUCGUCGUCCAACACCAGCCUGCUGCCGUCGCCGCUGGGACCGCGGAAGUCUUCCACACUGCUGUCGGUGCAGAGCUGUAACUCGGUGUCCUCUGAGCCGCGACAAAGGAGUCGUAACCUGUCAGGCGGCUCUCCCAGGCCUCGACUCACCAAGAAGAUUCACUUCAUCAAGAACAUGAGACAGUACGACACACGAGGCAGCAGGAUCGUGCUGAUCUGUGCCAAGAGGUCUCUGUGUGCUGCCUUCUCUGUUCUGCCCUAUGGAGAGAGCUUCCACAUCAGUGACCCGGCGUUGAAUCAUCCCAGGAGGAGACACUCUUCAGGAAACAUCUCCACCACUCUGGAGAUGCUGCCAGGCUUAGAGGGCUUCCAGCUGGAGGCCUACGGCAAGUCGGUGUCGUACGCCCAGUUCCUGUACCCCACCAACGCCCUGGUGAGGCAGAAGCCGUCGUCGGCGUGCGACCUGACGCUGCAGAUCCCCGUCUCCAGGAGCACGCACAGCAUGCCGGGCCGCAGCUACCCACCCAGCAGGCUCAACAGCACCGUGGGCCUGGACCUGGGUGUAGACGACGUGACCGACUACGACCCGAACCUCCUCAACGACCCGCAGUGGCCUUGUGGGAAACACAAGCGGGUGCUGAUCUUCGCCUCCUACAUGACCACAGUGAUCGAGUACGUGAAGCCGUCUGACCUGAAGAAAGACAUGAACGAGACGUUUAAAGAGAAAUUUCCUCACAUCAAACUCACUCUCAGCAAGAUCCGCAGCCUGAAGAGAGAGAUGAGGAUGGUCGGGGAGGAUUGCGGCCUGCAGCCAGUCACCAUCGCCAUGGCCUUUGUUUACUUUGAGAAGCUGGUGCUGCAGGGUCGCCUCAAUAAGCACAACAGGAAGUUGGUGUCAGCUGCCUGCAUCCUAUUGGCUGCCAAGAUCAGCAGUGACCUUAAGAAACAAGAGGUCAAGCACCUCAUUGAUAAACUCGAGGAGCGUUUCAGGAUCAGCAGGAGAGAGCUGAUCCCGUUUGAGUUCACCAUCCUGGUCGCCCUGGAGAUGGCGCUCUACCUCCCCGAGAGCAAGGUCAUGCCUCACUACCGCCGCCUGGUGCAGCAGCAGCAGCAGCUGUAGCCCUGCCUGGCUCUGCGGCACUGCGGCACCCCGCCCCACCCUGCCCCCCCCGGCACCGCCGACUCUUUAGCACCUUACGUCUCUCUGAGUACAACGCCGCGGCGCAGCAGUCCUCAUAAUGUCUGGCUCAGCGGCAGCAAGGCACCAUGGGAAUCGAGCUCCUCGUCGCCUGGAUCUUACAGCCACAACACUCCAGUUUUAGUGCCUGGCUCAGCGGCUCACAAGCACACCAAAGUCGGGCCAUACUGUGAUGGACGGUGCUGAUAAUGAUGAGCCACUGGGAAUCAUGCUCCACCAACUGAACUCCGGUCACUCGUAGGGCUUUUUCAUUAAUUCCACCCUGACACUGUGACGUAGGCCCCGCCCCCCCCCGGCCCCGCCGCCGCUUUCCAUUGGAAUAUUGAACGGCGGCCCCGGGCGGCGUCCUUUUGAAAGUGGGCGAAUAUCAGACCAGUUUGGGUCCCCAAGCAGACCAGCACAGCUCUGAUGUAACCAAACCCAACUGUGAAACACACACACACACACACUCACAAAAGAAGGUGAAGGAAGGUGGGAACUGUGUGAUGCUGACACACAAAAACAUUUUAUUUGCUGACAGCUGAGCUCAGUGCUGAAUAAUAAUAAUCAUGUUAAAAAAUGACACAAUAAAGCGGCUUGGUCAAAGGUUUAAAAAGGUUUUUGUGCUUCAACAUGACAACAUGACACACUUCUCACCUUCAUUUCCAAACUCGGCCCGACACGUGGUCGUAGAGCGCGGAGAGUGGACGAAAAUGUGUGUUUUUUAUGCUGCCAUACUCUGAUUUUUGAUUUUUAAUUUCUGAGUCUGAGUUAAGGGCCUUGCAUUUCUGAUUCAUUUUGCCCAACCAGAUUUUCCCAGAUGGUCCAGGGUUUCAAACUGGCAACCCUCCAUCCACAGCCCUGCACUUUCUGAUUUUCUGUCCCCUCAUUAUUAUUAUUAUUACCUUGCUCUCCAUCAUGUUGUCAUGUUGUCUGAGCAGCAGAGAGGUUUGUUGUUUUGGUUUGGUGACCGGAAGCCUGCAGCUCCCUCUAGUGGCUGCUCUGCUGCAGUGCCUCACCCAGAAAUAAUGAUGACGAUGUGUGAGAGUGUGAGAGUCUUCACCCCCCAAAACCAAAACUAACAACAUCCUCUCAGCUGUGACGGCACUUUCUCCUGGGAAACUGUUUUUACUCAGAACCACAGAUUCACAAUAUUAUUAUUAUUAUUUUUUUUUUUUUUUUGACGAUUUCUGAUAUGCCAAUAUUUUCCAACUCUUGGCCGAUUACUGAUGUAUGCACAUAUUUUUUUCCAUCUAAUAGCAGAAAACAUCCAGUCUCUCCUGCAGUGGAAUUAACAUUUUAUUAUUAUUGUUAUGCCUGCUCUUAUUGUGAAGGCCCACCGGCAGAUGCAGGCAAACAACACAAUUCACAGAAAGUUUGAUUUUGGGCUGAUGCUGAUAUUUCAUCGUGAAAAUCGUAAAAUAUUGGUGAUAUUUUAUCGGCCUCAAAGCCUGCUGGUUCUGUCGGGGUUUAAUUAGCCCACAAGGGGUGAUUGCAUUAAUGUUGUUAUUAUUAUUAUUUUUAAAUCAAAGAAUGCACUAAGUCCUAAAUGAUUCCUGCCCACCUUCAGUUUCCACGUGACUCCUCAAAGUUUUCCUUGGUAUCAUGAUUAUUGUCUGUGGAGGCGACUGGACUCUGUGUUGGCUCGUCUGUGUCGCUGUGUGAAGAGCCUCGACGGUUUACAGAACAAACUGCCUCCAAAACAGAACGAGUGACAAGGGAGGGAAAAAAAAAGUGUCAGGCGUUCAUUUCCCCGCUCUGGACGUCACAUCAAAACUCUCAUCCCUUUCUUUUUUUUUUUCUUCUUUUUGUGCCGUCGAUUCAAAUCGAUUAAGGAGGAGCGAAACAACAUGGCCGCCAUGAAAUGGUCGCCGUGACACCGGGGGGGGAAAGUGAAGGGCUCUGGAAGCUGCACAUCCGUUCAUACAGGACACUACAGCCCUGCGACUACAGCGACACCGACUCUAACGAACAAUAAGGACUACUUUGUGUGGAUGAUAAAAACUUUGUUUAUGCACCGUGGAGGGAAAACACGGUGGCGGCGGACUUCCUGUUUCCUUCUCUCAGCACUGUGAACCAAACAUCACCGUCGUUCCAACCAAAAAGACUUUCCUAUCAGAGAAACACUUCACUCAGACGCUAUUUAUUUAUUCUGUCUUCACUGUAUCGUAAAGGGAGAAUCAUUUAACCAAAUGCACUUUUUUGCCUUUUUCCUAAAAUCUUAUUUUGUCACUAUAGGGUAAUAUUUUUUUACAUUAAGCGUACGUCAGCGACAUUCGUGUCUAUUUAAAAACUGACCGAAUCACUGAAAUAGUUCCUGAAUCCUUCAGAUGAAGAAUCAUGUCUGUUGUAAGAUGUGAGGUUUUCAGAGGACGUUUGGUCUGAACACAGAGGCGAGGUGCUGCUUUUGAGUUCAGAUGAAAAGCACUGACACAGAUCACUUGGCGUAACGAAACAUUUUCACUUGUUGACUAAAAAACGGACUUAAAAUAUGGCUCUUCGUCUGGAGGGAUUACAUCAACGCUCUUCCACUGAUGUUAUUGUUAUUAUUAUUAUUUUUUAUUAUUAUUAUUUUCUAUUGUAUUAAAGGGACUUACAGCUGGGAGUCUGGGUCAGUAUUCACCUUAAACUUGGAGCAGGAGCGCAGAUCCUCCCAUCGUCCAUUCAUUUCAGAGUGGGACUCAAAAAAAUAAAUAAAUAAAAAUCUGAUGGCUUCCUUUCCGUUCAUCCCAGAUUCAGUCGCCACUCCAAUCAUUUUACCAGCCAAAUACAUUUUUACAGUUGAGUGAAGGCUUGUUUUCUGCCAAACCACAGCCAAAUCUGUUUUGAUGAGCCUUUCUCCCAGAAAAAACAGACACAAUUUCUUUGUUUCAUGCUAAAAAAAAAAAAAUAAAAUCCUGAAAAAAAAAAAAAUAUAUUCCUCAUUCAGGCUGAGGAGAUCUGGGUCAGCAA